AUGCUCCUCCUCAUAGUUCUCGGCGUGGUCGCAGUUUCCAACCCGACUGCGGCCCGCACGGUGCCCGAGCGACGCCUCACGCCGACCUCGCCAGUUCCAACCUGCCUGGCUGCAACGGCCGACGACCCCGCGCAGUGGAGCGCGUUCGACGCGUCCGUGUUCCCCGAGGACGCUUGCGCUGGCCAUGACCUUGGAAACGCGGCAUUCUACGCCCCGGUGCUGCUGCCCGAAGCAGUUGGCGCAAACGUUGGCGUGGCCUUCGCGUCGCCGCAGAUCGCUUCCGACGCCACGAUGCAGCUCUACCGGCACGUCGAGAGCCUGUACAACGCAGCGCGGCCGGCCGGAACCCCAGAACUCCGCUUCGAACGGAUCUCACCGCCCGCAGCAAAUGACAAGGUGUUCGAAGCCGCCGUGCAGGAGUUGUUCGAACAGCCGGACCCGCACAUGCUGCCCGCCGCCGUCAUCGGUGGGCUGGCCACCGGGUACGCCGAGGCGAUCAACCUGGUCGCGACGUUCGGCACGUUCCCGCACCUCGACACCUCGGUCACCAGCGCGCGUCUCUCGGACCGCACGGUGUCGCCGUUCUUCAUGUCAAGCGUGCCCGCGCCAACCGAGUGCGGCGUGGCCAUGCUCGCCGUCGUGCACGCCGCGGGGGCGCGGCGCGCGGCGCUGCUCUUCUCGAGCGACGUCGGGGGCGAGGCCGUCGCGCAGGCGGCGGGCACGGAGGCCGACGAGUUCGGGGUUGAGUUGGCCCUGACGUCAGCGCUGCCUCCCGACGUCCAGGGGAACCAGGAGGUGUUCGAGCGCCUCCUGGACUCUAUCGUCGAGCUGCGCCUGCGGUACAUCAUCGUGGGGGCGUCGGACGUGAUGCCUUACGUCAGGCUGCUCGCGACGGCGGCGGCGCGCGGCCUGGGCACGGGCGGCGUGGAGAACGCAGGCGACGAGGGACACCUGGGCCGCGGCUACGUGUUCGUACACAACGUCGACGCCACGCAGUACCUCAUCUCCCUGAGCAAGCUCGCGGCGGCGCGGGGGGCGAGCGACCCGCUCGCGCUGCCGCAGCGUUGGGGCCUGCCGGAGACGGUGACCUUCGCGGACGUCCACAGACUGAUUUCAGGGUCUCUCACCAUAUCGAUCAAUCGGCCCGGACACACCCUGAACUACAUCCGCCCGCUCGCGCUCCAGCUCGGCGGCAACCUCACCGCCAUCUCCGAGGCCGACCUCGUGGCCCUCGCGCCCCACCUGGACCAGGCCACGUCCAUCGCCUGCGCGAUCCGGCGCCUCGCGAUGUCAGGCCUCUCCUGCAAGGCGGGUGGCGUCGCACGCAACGGCACAAUGCUGAUGGAGUCGCUCUCGGCGCUGAGCCUCGACGGCGCGCGCCAGGCGUUCAGCUUCCGGCGGUCCACGGGCACCCUGAACACGACGCUGCUGGUCCUCAACACGCAGACUGAUGCGUCUGCCAGCGUGCUGACGGCAACGCAGCGGCCGGUGCUCGCGUGGCGGCUGUACGAGAGGCCGCCGGUCGUGGAGGCCGUCGCUCCGACGGAGAUCGAGGACGCGGCGACGAUCGCGCAGCUCGACACGGAGCCGACGUUCGAGGGGGUGUUGACUCGACUUGACGACAUCCUCUGGUCGGACGGGACGCAGGGACCCACGGGGCCCUCCGACGGGCGCGCACGGGACUCGUUCUUCAAGCGGCACGGCGUGGUGGUCAUCGUCGCGGUGGCGCUCGCGGCGACGCUGCUCGUGGCGGGCGCAGCGGCCGUCGCGGUGAUCGUCGCGUCGAUGAAACGAGUGGCGUCGCUCAGCGCCAGCAUCCCCGCGAGCGACGUCGCGCUCGAGGCCGCCCUCCUCAGGAACGACGCGGGCGGGUCGGCGGACGCGGCGCUGUGGUCUGGCAAGUACAGGGGCGCGCUUUCAGCCAUCCUGGAAAUGAAGCCGAGCCUCGGGUCCACCUCGCAGCUCGCGUUCGCAUCGGACUCCUCCGGCGGCGACCUCGAGGAGCCCGGCGUCGCCGAGACGAGCGGGUCGAAGGAAGAGAGAGCGUCGGUGCACGCGGCGGACGUUUGGGCGUCGAUCGCGCGUCACCACCCCGGGUUCAACUCGUUCGGCGCGUCGUCCCUGCUCCAGCGCAUCCUCCACUGCCGCGGCCGGGGCCCGGACCCGCAGGGCGGGGGUCGGGGGGGUGUAUUGCGGGAGACGUACCAGAGCAUGCAGCCGUCAGACCUGGCGCUGGCGUCGCUCGCAGCGGCGUCGCGGAUGCGCCACCCGAGCGUCGUGAUGAUCGUCGGCAUCGCGGUCGAUCCGGACGGCCGGGCGCUCGUUGUUCGAAGCGGGAUCUCCGGCGCGACGCUGCGCACCACAGUCGAGUCAGGGGGGGUCCUGGGGCCCACGGACGACGCCCGCCCGGACCUCACCGUCUGCCUCUCGAUCCUCCUCGACAUCUGCGACGCCAUGAUGUUCAACGAGCUCCAGGGCGCGGACGGCAUCCACGGGCGCCUCAACGCGCACUCCGUGUGGCUGGACAGCAAGCUCAACGCCCGGUGGGCCACCGACGUGGCGGACCGCGUCGUCGCGCCCGCCGACCUCCUCCCGUACUGCGCCCCGGAGACCCUCAACGGCGCCCCCCCCACCCCCAUGUCAGACGUGUACUCCUUCGGCGCUCUCAUCCACGAGCUCCUCGCCGGGAAGCCCCCGCACGCGGAUCUGUCGCCGCAGGCGCUGCUGCGGAGGCUGCGGCCGGGCAACGGCGGCCCGCCGGCCCCGACCGACGCGUCCUGGGCCAGCGGGCUUGCGGCGUUGAUGCAGGAGUGUCUCAUGCGGAACCCCUCGCGACGGCCGAAGUUCGCCGAGAUCCGCGAGCGGCUGCACGGCAUCGAGGAGGUCACGCUCGAGGCCGCGGGCACCGCGGCGCAGAGCCGGCCGCCGCUGCUCGCCGAGCACCUGCCAGCGCACGUGCUGGAGCGUGUGCGCGCGGGGAGGGAGGUGCUGCCGGAGGCGUUCGAGUCCGCGAGCGUGAUGUUCUGCGACAUCGUGGGGCUGCGGGAGAUCGCGCCGCGCGUCGGCACGAAGGCCGUCGUGCAGCUGGUCAACAACCUGUACGCGCGCCUGGACGCGCUGGUGAAGGAGCACGGGCUCUUCAAGGUCGGAAACAUCGGCGACGCGUACCUCGUCGUCGGCGGCGUGGACGUUCCCGUCAAGCGAGGGCACACACGGCGUCUGGCGCAGAUGGCCAUGGCGGCGAUCGACGCCGCGGCGUCGACCAACAUGCCCGCGCUCGAGGAGAGCGGCGACCUCGCGCCCAUCGGCCUGAGCUGCGGCAUCCACGUCGGGCCCGUCGUGACGUCCCUGACCGACAGCAAGCAGGCCAGAUUCAACGUGUACGGCGACACCGUGAACACGGCGUCGCGCAUGGAGUCGUCGUCGGGGGUCCCCGGCCGCGUGCAGCUGUCGCAUGAGGCGCGGACGGCGCUGCUGCAGGAGUGGCCGGAGGCCGCGGGGCUGCUGCGGGAACGCGGGACCGUGCACGUGAAAGGCAAGGGAAAGAUGGUGACUUAUUGGCUGACGGGCGGGACGCCGUCCUCGGAGGGCGCGGAGCGAGACGCGCUCGGGGAGGCCUGCCCCGCGAUGGAUCUGCAGUGA
This is a messenger RNA of Pedinophyceae sp. YPF-701, 3642 nucleotides long. Lineage: Eukaryota; Viridiplantae; Chlorophyta; Pedinophyceae. The record is from the annotation of a GenBank genome assembly.